CCCUGGUAGUUUGGGCAGAGCGUUUGAAGCAGGAAAGAGGGCGUCGUCAGAUUUGGGGAAAUAGAUCAAAACAGACCAACACCAUCCGUCUCAUUUGGCACCAACACGCCCAUUUGUUCCAACUGGAUGUUCCAGACUGAUGUUCCAGACGGCGAAGUCAUAGCUUCUUAGUUACGUAUAGUAAUGCCAGGAGCGCGCCGUUCGUAGCUCCUUGCUCCGUUCGUAGCGAUGCCCUUUGCCACUGCGGCAGGAGGCGCCGAAGUCCAGUCCUUUGCUGCCACUACCCUCGAAGCCAAAGAAGCUGGCACCGUGGGCGAAGACUCCUCCAAGUCCCGGCGCGAAGACCCCUCAGAGCCCCAACGCAUCACCCAGGUCGGCCGUCUCCCCCACCAGCAGCUCUCCACCCUCUCCACGCCCCAACCAGCUGCGGCUGCCAAUCCCAGCGCAGACUACAGCACCUUGACACAGCGAUGCGAUUUGCCCUGCUGGGCCAAGAAGUUUGCCUCGUUGGCACGAGUGGAAGAUGGUCAAAUCGUGGUGGAGCUCGGGAUGGAGGCGGCGGCAAGCUCAGCAGCAAGGGAAGAGCUCUACGAGCUUGUGGAGUACGAUCUGGAAUUGCCCAAGGGAGCUUUGAGCACAUGCAACGUCUCAAUUAAGUCUCCCAAACCGCGUACGCCACGGAAUUUCAAUGACAGCCUCUCCGAGCCGGAGACGGUGUUCCAUUGCUGCGACACCAACGGUAAUGGCCAACUGGAUUUGCACGAGGUGAAGUUUGCCUUGAAUGCCUUCGGGUUGUUCCCCUCCCUGGACUACCUCAGUGCCUGGAUGGAUGGCCCUACGCUGAGCUUCGAUGCCUUUGGGAAACUCUUGGAUGCCAAGCUUCGCAGCGCUCCGACCUCCAUGCGCGGCCCGCGCACGGUGCCCUACUCGCGGCGAGGAAUCCGCAUGGAGCAAGUGGAAGGCCUUUAUGAGACCUUCAUCUCCAGUGGAUGGUUGCAGCAGCAAUGCGAUAACUUUAAUGCCCAGAACGAGCAAGCCAUUUGCCGGCGGAAAUGCUUCGCGAUGGAGACGAACCUCUAUGCGCUCAAUCGCUGGGUCAUCAUGCCCAGCACCACACCACAGCCCGCAGAGAAAGUGCCGAAGGACAUGCAGAGGGCUGCUGGCAUGCCUAUGGCCAGCCAUGAGAGCUCCUUCUCCGAGCUGAUGAACCCAGAGGGCUUGGCGGUCGACUACUUCGUCUCCCACUUCUGGGGUCAUCCCUUUCAGGACACCUGUGCAGCCCUGCGUGUGUGGUCUCAGCAAGUCUACUGGCAGAUCUCGAAGCCUCGCAUGAACGACAUGGUCUACUGGAUCUGCCUCAUGGCUUUGAACCAACACCGUCCCGGUGACGAGGUGGGCUCUUCUCCAGAGGAGGGUCCUUUCAAUGCAGCGUUGGUGCAAUCCAGCUGUGGGGCAGUGAUGAUCUUGGAUGAAAAGGUGCAGCCCUUCACGCGCAUUUGGUGCCUAUUCGAGGUGAAGCGCCUCACAGACUUGAACAAGGACUUCCACCUCAUCUCCGCCAAGGGCGCCAUGGGUGCCAAUCUGGCUGCUGAAAUGGAUUUGGAACAGAGGCGUGUCUUGAUGGAAUUGACCCAGCGAGUGGCUUCAGGUUUGGAGGACAUAUCAGCAGCCAAGGCCAAGUCCAGCAGUGAAGAUGACAGGUACGCCAUUUGGCACCGCGUGGCCGAUCCGCAGCUCCGCAAGGUGCCGCUGGCCAUCGCACGGGAGAAGAAGCUCUUCCACCCAAAUGCCUUCAAACGCUUUGACUUGACGAUCCGCAGCUUGCUGGCAGCUCCUCUAUAUCAAACCAGUUUGCAGGAGGAGGAUGUCCAGAGUGCCCUUCGAUACUUGGGCUUGGGCGCACCCUUCGGGCGUCGCGACCUGGAACUGCUUCGGGAACGGGACAUCGACGUGGUGAAGGUGGAGAUCGCGGUGCGCAGCGGAACUAGCUUGGUGCAUUGGCAGCUCCUCCAUGUGGCCGCAUACUUUGGGCACACGGAGGCUGUAGAGGCUCUGGUCGAGUCGAAGGCCAAUCUGGAGGCCAAGACUAAGUUCAAGCUGACACCUCUACAUCAAGCAGCCCGCAAUGGGCAGACGCUGAUUUGUGAGAUGCUUUUAGACUACAAGGCAGAUCUCCAUAACGUGGCCGCACAGGGGCGCACGUGCUUGCAGAAUGCAGCCCAUCAGGGCCAUCGAGGCGUAGUCGAACUCUUGCUGGCGCGCAGGGCCAAUCCCAACAUCAAAGAUGAGAAUGGAGCAGUUGGGCGAAGAGAACUGGAGGGAUUUUGCAAAAGGCAUGGGCAAGAGGAGGAGGGUCUACACGAGCCUAGGUGUUUGACCUGAUUGUUCUCCCUGUGGUCAUGCUAUGUCACAAUAUAGUCAUCAGGGAGCCUUUGAUCUAGGAACCUCGCCAGAAGAUCAUCAGAGACCAGUUGCUUGGGGCGAUUUGUUCUUCUGGGAGUUACAGCACUCCAUUCCGCCGCCGCGUCGGGUCACGGCGAGAUGGUGGAGGUGCUGCUGUCCUCGGGCGCCGACCCCUUCCUGCGUCAAGCCGACGACCUGACGGUUUUACAUGUCGCCUCCAUGCGCGGUGCCGUGGAGGUUGCGAGGGAGAUCGUGGAGAAGACCCCUCAGCGGCAAAAGCUCUUGCGCAGCGGUUCCACCAAGGGUAGUGUGCUGGACCUGGCGGGCACCACUGAGAUGGCCGAGUUCCUUCGCGGCAUCUCUGAAGGGUCUGACAGCUGAAACUUUGAGGGCUGGGUGUGACACUGGGGUCCUCAUAUUCAUUCACCUCUUUAUGUGGAGGCAGAAUGGUAAUGAUCCCCAGUGGAACUCUCUUCCUAUGGUGGUUGUCCUCCCAAUGUGGUGGCGUAGCACACACCUAUCCUUUUUGAGACUCCUAGUUCAACCUCAGCUGCACGACCUCUGAUCUCGGCAGACAAGCUGCUCAGACCGAAACCAUUUACAGAAGCCGAACAGGCCUGGAGCCACUUUUCCCGCUGCCUUGGGGCCAGGAUUCCACCGGGGAGCAAUCC
Durusdinium trenchii is the source of this 3074-nucleotide messenger RNA. Lineage: Eukaryota; Dinophyceae; Suessiales; Symbiodiniaceae. The record is from the annotation of a GenBank genome assembly.